Molecule: messenger RNA, 1437 nt
Organism: Cordyceps militaris CM01
Lineage: Eukaryota; Fungi; Ascomycota; Sordariomycetes; Hypocreales; Cordycipitaceae
Product: MYB DNA-binding domain protein
Exons: 4
Coding region: 1-1437 (478 amino acids)
Source: RefSeq, a predicted model, not a curated record
AUGUGUAGCAACCAGAGUCAGCCCACCGGCGGCCCGCGCAGGAGCCUGAUCCGCCUGAUCCGCCACCGCGCAAUCUUGAGGGCGUGGAAUCAAAUACAGUGCAGCAUGUCGCAGGAGGCAAGGCCAGAGGCGGCGCGACGGUCCAUUGACGAUGCGGAACAGAACAGGGAGUUUCCUUUUUCGUCUACUGUUCCCAGCGCCGCCAUCAACUUUCGCCGAGUCUCUAAAAGUGGUUUCAGGAAGUCUACGCCAGCACGAGCUUCUCGAACGACCAUCACGGUGGAUAUCGCCUCCCUCAUCAAACGAGAAGACUCAGAUGAGUCGAAAAUUCUGUCAGCAGACUCCAAUCGUCCUCCAGUAUUCUCUUCCGCUGCACAGCCGGCCCCAAUGCUCGCACAGCCCAUGUCCCAUGGACCACCUCCUCUGGCCUCCCAGAUGUCCCACCACCAGAUGCCCCGGCUGCCUCCCAGAGGUGGUAGCUCGUCCAGCCGACGCCAACUGCCUCCGCAAGGCGUAGAACAGUAUCCGCAACAGCCGGUCAAGAAGCAGAGCAAGUGGUCCGCCGACGAAGACGCCAUCAUCAUCGAGCUCCGAGGCAAAGGAAUGAAGUGGGACGACGUCUCGAAGCACUUGCCUGGACGAAGCUCCAUCAGCUGCCGCCUACACUAUCAAAAUUAUCUGGAACGACGCAGCGAGUGGGACGAAGAACGCAAGAACAAACUCGCACGGCUAUAUGACAGAUUCAAAGCAGAGAUGUGGGCGAAAGUGGCGGAAGAAUUACAGGUUCCGUGGCGUGCGGCAGAAGCCAUGCACUGGCAGCUUGGAGAACACGACAUGGCACGCCGAGCCGGCCAAACCCCGUUUACCCUUGCCGCCGUCAAUGCCGAGGCCGCCGGCCGAAACGCCCAGAUCCGAGGCCACGCCCAUUCCCACUCGCAAGAGAGUGUAGGACGCGAGAUGCGAGCGUCGCCGCCACAAUCGUCUUACGGAGCCAUGGGCGGCCCGCGGCCACCGGGCGUCAUGUCCCGUCGUGAUGCGGCGGGCAUGCAGAUCGGUCCGCCGCCGCCGCAUCCCAUGCCGGCGUCUGUCACGUCGGCGCCGCUGCAGAAGCAACAGCCGCCUCAACCGCACCCCGACUACAUCUACAACAUGGGCCACGGCCUGCCGCCGAUCCAGCCUCAGCCGUCACCACGAGUGCCCGGUCCGCUGCCUGGCGUCGCCGAACUGACCACGGGCGUCACGCCCUACUCUACGCCCCCUUCGGUGCACAUGCCUGGACCGCCGCAGAGCAUGCAUCACGGAAUGCCGCCGCACGGCCACCCCCCGGGGCAGUCCAUAGAUACCAUUCUUUUGCUUCCUCUGUUGCUCGCGAUGCUGUUGACCUUUGGCCUAGGUGUUCGAUUCAUUUUUGAAAUUUCAUGUACUAUUGAGGACUAA